CGUUCCAAUCCACAUCUGUAGUGACGUCACCUUUGUUUGCGAACCGACGCGAUGUUGUGCUUGGAAUUUUCCUCAAAAACCCCGAAAAAAGUGUGAAUUUUCCGUGAAAAAUUGUGCAAAAGUGCCCCCGGAACGGCUACGCAGAGAGAGAGAAAGAAAAAAUUUUUUUUUGUCCGGAAGGAGGCCACGCAAUGGAUACAGUUUCGCCGCCACAAACGCGUUCGCGAUCGCGCUCGAAGACACCCUUCGUACCCACGAUCCCGGAUGGAAAUAAUGCGAAGGACGCCGAAGGCGAUCAGAGGCACGUUCGGAAAGAGCCGACUGUGAGAACAAUUCAGGAAGAAGAUGAAUCCACUCAGACACCGCCCAAGAGAUCAAAGAGGGAGACAACAAAAUCCUCAAAUGUCUCCCCAACGGAAGCCACAAAGACCCUCAGUGCGACAACGGUGAAAGUAACGACGACAACAACAAAGGUCGUUACGCGUGGUACAACAAACUCCCAGUCAACCACAUCAUCCACCCAGGAGGCUUCCACGGCUGCCCUGAAGAAGGACACGGUGAAUCAGAAGGAAUUCAAUCGUGGUCUCGAGGGGAGUCAGAAGAAAAUCAGUACACCACGCAAUAAUAAAACUUCAACACUCCUUGGGAACCUCAAUGGGGACCUGAGUGAUCACAUUGCGUACAAGGAGUACCGCGAUGCUGGGGAGUAUUGGAAUAAAUACCCCAAAACGGACUACACGUACAGCAAAUUGUCACCGCAUCGACGAGAAAUUGUUCCCGGUGUCAUUGCAAUGCCCAAUAUGUCGCGGAAGAGUCUCGAGAAGCACGAGGAGCGUGUCAAUCAGAUGGUACUCAAUAACCCGUCGCAGGAAUCCUACAUUCGAGCUCGCUAUGAAGCCACGAGAUUCACAAGAAGUGCCGCCAGGCCGCUUCACUAUGAUUCCGGGGAGGAUGAGCUGGAUCUGUCGCAGUACGAUAGAAGGAAACGCACCACAACAGUGUACAGAGAGACAAUCUUCCGGAGACUCUAUACGCGUAUCAUUACAACAAUCGUGACAAGCUGGUACUGGAUUUCGCGUCCCUUUACAAGCUCCACCGCAAAGGGCUACUACGCGAGUACAGAUCUCAGCCAGACGGAGAAGAAAAGUAUCUUCCGUCGCAUAUUAUCAGGGAUUGGAAGUAGUUUCAUGUACGUUUUUCAGCGUAUUUAUCUGCUAAUUGCUUCCAUCCUUGUCCUGGAUACGUGGCUACUGCAGAGCAGUGUUGAGGGAGGAAGACACAAGAAGAAAUUUCUGUGGUUCUUGGUUCUUCUUCUACCUUUUCUACUUUUUGGAACUUUGAGUCUUUACGGGGAUGUGGAAGAAAAAUCGCGGAUUUUGCCCAUUCUUCCCAUUUCCUUUGGCUGGGUACCAUCUGUGUUCACAUCCGCGUGGUCUUGGACAGAUCACAUGCCCUCUUUGAAUUUUUUCACCCUCCUCCAGUCAUCUAGUCAGAGGAAAUCCGAAGAGAUUGCCUCGAAUAUUCAGCAGCAUCUCUCUGCUGAGGAAUAUAGUAGACUUUUGAGUCACAUUGACCAGUAUAUUGAGGCCGUAGUGAGCAGGAGGGACAAAGAGGAGGCCUCCAGUGAUCAUUUGCGUCUCCUAAUAGCAAAGAUUGUCAAGGAGAAUACUGUAACGUACAAAUAUGAAUUGACUGAGGGUGAUAUUGAGAGGAUUGUGGCGAUCGUGCUGCAGAGAUUGAAGGCAACUCGUGAAGCUGCACCGACCAUUGAUCAGGAUUUAAUAGAUAGGAUAACACUCUCCGUCCGGGAAGGGUUUCAGGGAGAUGCCAAGAAGAGUUCAGAAGAAAUUGUUCUUCGAAUUAUUCAAUCAGAUCACCUCACGCAGUUGAUUGAUCAACGAUUGCGGGAUCUUCCGGCGGUGGUACAAGUUGAUACCUCAAAGUAUGACGAUCUCAUUGCUAAACUAUCACUCGAAGUGACCAAGAUUAGGGAAGAUCUCGCAGCGAGAGAAAAUCAUGAUCAAGAUAUUAAUUUCUCAUUGGAAAGUAUGAGGACGCAGCAGGAAAUGCUCGCAGAUCAAUUGUAUGAAUUUAAACGGGAAACAGACACAAAGUUUGACCAACUUCUCAAUGAGAUUGACGUGAAGAUCGCAGCAUUGGGUGAUGAACAAUUCACAGAGAUUAAUAAACAAAUCCGAAAGGUUCUUGUGCAAAUUUUCAACAUUGACGGCAAGCAGGUUGACGUGGAGGACUUGAGAAGUUGGAUAAGGGAUGUAUUUGUUGCCAAAGAAUACUUGGAGGCUCGUCUCAGUGAGAUUCAGGGACAAUUUAGUGGGCACGUUUCGGAGGAAAUUCAACGAUCUGCCGGCGUAAUUAUGGAAAAUAUCACGGAGGAACUAAAAGGGGAGAUUUUAUCCCUCAUUGAGGCACGAGCGGCACUCAAUCAAGCAAAUACAGCGCAAAUGGAUAUUGGUGAGGAGAAUGUGAAGAGAAUCGUCCGGGAAGCACUUGCGGUGUAUGAUGCCGAUAAAACGGGUCUUGUGGAUUAUGCUCUGGAGUCAGCUGGUGGGCAGAUUCUCUCAACACGCUGCACUGAGAGCUAUCACACGAAAACAGCUCAAAUAUCCAUCUUUGGUAUCCCUCUGUGGUACCCCAGCAAUACCCCAAGGACAGCAAUUUCACCCAGUGUUCAACCAGGGAAUUGCUGGGCCUUCCAGGGCUUCCCAGGGUUUUUGGUUCUGAAACUUAAUCUUCCAAUACUCGUGACUGGCUUCACCAUGGAACACAUACCAAAAUCUCUGGCACCAAAUGGGCAAAUUGAUUCAGCCCCAAAAGGCUUUUCCGUUUGGGGUUUGGUUGAUGAGGAGGAUCAGGAGCCACUGCUGUUUGGUAAGUAUAUUUUUGAGGACAAUGAGAGGAGCUUGCAGUACUUUCCGGUGCAGAGUGAGGGAAUUACGCGGCCCCAUCAGAUUGUUGAGUUGAGGAUUGAGUCGAAUCACGACAAUCCCAACUAUACGUGCCUCUAUCGCUUCCGUGUCCACGGAAUCCCACAGACUUGAUGAUGGUUCAAAAAGUGCUACUAAAACAUUCACCAUUCAGUGACUUAAUUCAUUUAUUUUCGUGUCUUUUUAUUUGUUGUUCCAUCGAAACUCCAAGUCUCUCACAAAGCAAUCAUUUUUCUCAUCUCUUAAAAAACAAUUCCGGAAGCAAUUUUCCUGAAGAACAGUGAGAAAAUGUAAUUUUUGUAAUUUUUAUUUUGUAAGAAUUUUAGUCUGUAGCAUUUAGAUUAGAUUAAAGAAAAAAUUAUAUUUUAGAUUCUAGUUAGAAUGUAAGGAAAGCUAGUUCGACUAGCUUAAUAAGCCUAUCAGUUGCCGUGACGAAUUUAUCAGUAAACGAAUUUUUUUUUAAAUCAUCCCGCCAUUUUUUUGCAAUCUGCAAUUUAGUACAAACUUUUGUUUAUUUUAGUAGUUGCAAUAGCAGACGUAGGGCUCUAAUUGUGCCUUAGAAUUCUCCUAAAAUCGCCUCACUUUCUGAUUUCUCUGUAGGUUUGUAUAAAAAUCUACUAAACUAUUUUUAAAGGUUCUAAAAGAAUUUCAAGAAAUAAACAUAAAGAUGGCGCUAAUUCGUAUUCAAAAUGGUGGUUCAAGCUAGCGUCUUUGGCGUCCAUCUUUAAAAGGCCUACCGUUGUUUUCUUUUACACACAAUACUUUGUAAAAUAUUAAAUUAUGUAAAGUCUGUAAAUAAUAUAAAAGAACAUUUUCAUCACAGCGAAAGAAGAAAUUCUUGAUUAACUUUUUGUACAUUAAAAUGAAGCUUUCUGAUCAGAAAAUCAGUCCCAAAAUUCAAAAUUAGUAAAGCAAUUGAAAUAAAACAUAAAAAAGAACCUAAAUACAACAGAAAAGCUUCAAUAAUCUUAAUUAUUGUAAAUAGGCUGAGAGGGCUGAGAUUGUCAAAAGGAACCUUUCGUAUGUUGCUGAAUACCUCAUUUUUUAACGUUUUUUAGACUUAGAUGAAGAGAACGAACAUAACUCAAUUUUUGGGCUUCAAUAUUAUAAAUUUAAAUUAUUAAUUAAUUACUUUAAACACUUUUAAAGAAACCUUUACGUCUUCUCUUUCUGUUUUGAUAAGGAUUUUAUGAUUAGUUUAUAAAAAUUCUUAAUUUUUCGUCAAUAUUUUAAGUACGGCGUAAAUUGCGUAAGUUAAGUAGGUUACUUUUUAAGUGUUUUAGUGUUGUAUUUAAUAAAUUUUCUCGAUAAUUUGGUACCAAAAUGUGUAAAUGAGAAAUCUUCUAUAAUAAAGAAAGGAUAAUUUCGAACCAA
Lutzomyia longipalpis is the source of this 4319-nucleotide messenger RNA. It is a transcript of the gene koi, whose product is annotated as klaroid protein. Bases 192 to 3059 code for a protein of 955 amino acids. The record is from RefSeq and is a predicted model, not a curated record. Lineage: Eukaryota; Metazoa; Arthropoda; Insecta; Diptera; Psychodidae. The transcript has 7 exons. Gene Ontology annotation, molecular function: protein-membrane adaptor activity. Gene Ontology annotation, biological process: nuclear envelope organization. Gene Ontology annotation, cellular component: nuclear envelope; meiotic nuclear membrane microtubule tethering complex.